Messenger RNA from Schistosoma haematobium, 5172 nucleotides. Its product is annotated as Craniofacial development protein 2. The record is from RefSeq and is a predicted model, not a curated record. The coding region runs from base 1651 to 2547 and encodes 298 amino acids. Gene Ontology annotation, biological process: chromatin remodeling. Lineage: Eukaryota; Metazoa; Platyhelminthes; Trematoda; Strigeidida; Schistosomatidae. The transcript has 3 exons. Gene Ontology annotation, cellular component: nucleus.
GUAAGCGCGCUUUAUGAAGGUUGCGUUGCGAAGAACGGAUGAUGUUCGAGGAUAGGUCCAUUGAAGAAUAUCUGAGGCUUUAGCGAUGGUGCAGUUUUCAGUGGCAUACCUCAAGGAGGCUGAAAAAGUGUGCAAGAAAAAAAAAGACGAGAAGCAGAGGGCAACGCUUCAGGACUAUCGUCUACUGAUGGAGGUUGGAGCACCUGAAGGUUAAACUGUCGCAAGCUGAUUGAAGCGGUCAUAUCAAUACAUGUUUAGACUUGUUUUGAGUUCAGCCGCACCAUGUGUGAUAACGUUCAUCCUUGAAGUAACGAAAACGAUUCCAUCGUGAUGAUGCAUGAUAUAAGACAAACCUUCGAUAAUAUUAUGUCAUCUCGCCGAUUUACAAGUUGGGACAAUCUUGAGACCUAUUUGAAAGAAGUACAUAGGGUAAUAUGACUUCUUUGGUUAAUAAUUAUUUUUGCAGUACACGCAUACUAAGUACUUUAUAUCAGUAUGUAAAGGGAACAGUGAUGACCCAACUCUAAAGUACUUUUUCGUGAGAUAUGUCUGUACACAUGGACGUAAACGCAGUUCGUCAGAGUCAGAUGCUUGUGGUCAGGAUGUAGAUGAUGAUAGUGAUCAUCAUUCUUCUGAAGAGCAUACAACUUCUAACUCACCACCACAACCCAGACAAAGAAGACGACGUUAGUCAUCUACGUAUGUCUUAUUUCGACUGAAUUUUUCCUACAGGUUGAAAUAUUCCCACUAUCAAUCCGGAUUUUUGGUCCGUGAAGUAAAUGGUGAGCUAAAAGUCACCUCUAUUAAUACCGUGCACAACCAUCCUUGCACUGAAGGCUAUAUUUCUGUAGAUCCUUCAAGACGACAGUUGACGUCAAUUGAACGCUUAUAUUUAAGAACGUUUCUAUUGAGUAAUACGCCAACUCGUAGCUUACGGCAUCUGGUUUCUUGGAAGUUCCAUAAACAGCUCACCAAGGACGAUAUCGCCAAAAUGCGUUCACAGUUGUACCCAGCUAGUAUGUAUUGACUGGACUUAUCAGGCCAAAAAAGUUGGAUAAGUAAUAAGCAGUAAUAAAUUUACCCUAAAGUCUUCCACUAGCUCCUCCUGGAGUCCCUCCGGGGGCUACUGCCGAUCCCAAGCCCGGAUAAAGGAGGAGGGGUGGGCAUGGGGUUAGCGACCCCAUCCCGUGGAAAACUAAUUCGCUAAAAAAACGCUAACGGGAAAAAAUUAUCCAAACUUUUUAAACUCUGCCCUGGGAGUCAGGUCUUCAUUUAAGGAGUUAUGACGCCUCAUGAUGAAAGCCGAGUUCGUUCGGAAGUUACGAGGCCGAUGCCCCUUCUGACAACCAGAGCAAACAUUUAUUUAGGUACAUGGAAUACUCGUACAAUGUAGGAGAUCGGGAGAGUUCCAAAUUGCUGCAGAAAUGAGGAGAUACAACCUAGAGGUGCUUGGGAUCAGUGGAACACGUUGGACAACAACGACUAGCUUCAGGGGAGCUUCUGUUAUACUCCGGCCAUGAUGAAGAUAAUGCCCCGCAUACACAAGGAGUUGCAUUGAUGCUGUCCAAACAAGUACACAAUACACUUAUAGGAUGAGAAUCUCAUAGACCAAGGAUCAUCAAAGCCACCUUCAAAACAAAGAAAGAGGGUAUGUCAAUGAGCGUCAUCCAAUGCUACGCGCCUACCAACGACCAUAAUGAAGACGCUAAAGAUCAAUUAUACAAUAAGCUGCACUCAAUCGUCGAGGAGGGCCCAACAAAGGACCUGACCAUUCUGAUAGGAGAUUUAAAUGCCAAGGUUGGAAUGGACAACACCGAAUAUGAAGACAUCAUGAGACGACACAAACUGGGAGAAAGGAACGAAAAUGGUGAGAGAUUCGCAAACCUAUGUGCCUUCAAUAAACUGGUCAUAGGCGGCACUAUAUUCCCACAUAAACGCAUUCACAAAACCGCAAGGACUUCACCUAAUCACACUACGCAAAACCAAAUCGACCAUAUCUGCAUCAAAAAAACGUCCAGGAGGACGAUGGAAGACAUGAGAACCAAGAGGGGAGCUGAUAUGGCAUCAGAUCAUCACUUGCUGGUCGCCAAGAUGAAAUUGAAACUCAAGAAGUACUGGACAACGGGGCGGACAACAUCACAAAAGUUCAAUACAGCCUUUCUUCAGGAUACUAACAAACUCAACAAAUUCAAGAUAGACCUCAGCAACAAGUUCCAGGCCUUUCAUGAUCUACUCUAUGGAGAAGGAACUACUGUGGAGAGCAACUGGAAGAGGAUCAAGGAGGCAAUCACUUCAACAUGUCAUGAGGUCCUGGGUCACAAGAAGCACCAUCACAAGGAAUGGAUCACUGUUGAUACACUGGAUAAGAUUCAAGAAAAGAGGAACAAGAAGGCAGCAAUCAAUACCAGCCGAACAAGAGCAGAAAAAGCCAAAGCACAAGCUGAAUACAUAGAAGUAAACAAACAAGUGAAGAGGUGCAUCAGAACCGACAAACGUAAAUAUGUGGAAGAUUUAGCUAUGACGGCAAAAAAGGCUGCAAGAGAAUGAAACAUGAGAGAAUUGUAUGACGUAACAAAGAAACUCUGGAAAACACCUUAAACCAGAACGACCAGUGAAAAGCAAGGAAGGCAAGGUAAUCAUCAAUUUCGAAGAACAAUAAAACAGGUUUGUAGAGCGCUCUUGAAUCGACCAGCUCCAAUGAACCCACCCAACAUCGAAGCAGCACCCACGGACCUCCCAAUCAAUGUUGGCCCGCCAACAAUUGAAGAAAUCAGCAUGGGCAUCAGACAAAUCAAGAGCGGCAAAGCAUAGGGACCAGAUAACAUUCCAGCAGAGGCACCGAAAGCAGACGUAGAAGUAGCUGCAAGGAUACUCCACAUUCUCUUCAGUAAGAUUUGGGAUGAAGAACAAGUACCAAGAGACUGGAAAGAAGGACUUUUGGUCAAAAUAACAAAAGUCGAUCUCAGCAAGUGUGAUAACUACAGGGGCAUCACUCUUCUCUCAAUACCGGGAAAAGUCUUCAACAGGGUAUUGUUAAACAGGAUGAAGGACUCCGUAGACGCCCAACUUCGAGACCAACAGGCAGGAUUCCGUAAGGAUCGAUCGUGUACGGAUCAAAUCGCAACACUACGGAUCAUUGUGGAACAAUCAAUUGAAUGGAAUUCAUCACUCUACAUCAACUCCAUUGACUACGAAAAGGCAUUUGAUAGCAUGAGCAGAACAAAACUCUGGAAGAUUCUUCGUCACUACGGCGUGCCUCAGAAGAUGGUCAAUACCAUACGGAAUUCCUAAGAUGGAUUAAACUGCAAAAUUGUGCAUAGAGGACAGUUGACAAAGUCGUUCGAGGUAAAGACCGGUGUCAGGCAAGAUUGCUAACCCUCACCCUUUCUCUUUCUCCUGAUGAUCGACUGGAUCAUGGAGGCGUCAACAUCUGGGGGGAAGCACGGGAUACAGUGGUCAUCUGGGAUGCAGUUGGACGAUCUAGACUUCGCAGGUGAUCUGGCCCUCCUAUCAAAAACGCAACAACAAAAGUAGGAGAAGACGACCAGUGUGGCAGCAGCCUCAGCAGCAGGUCUCAAUAUACACAAGCGGAAAAGCAAGAUUCUCCGAUACAACACAGCAUGCACCAAUCCAAUCACAAUUGACGGAGAAGAUUUGGAAGAUAAAAAAACCUUUACAUACCUUGGCAGCAUCAUUGAUGAACACUGUGGAUUUGCUGCAGAUGUGAAAGCACGGAUUGGUAAAGCAAGAGCAGCAUAUUUACAACUGAAGGACAUCUGGAACUCAAAACAACUGUCAACCAACACCAAGGUCAGGAUUUGCAAUAAAAAUGUCAAGACAAUUCUACUGUAUGGGGCGAAAACCUGGAGAACUACGAAAGCCAUCAUCCAGAAAAUACGGGUGUUUAUUAACAGUUGUCUAUACAAAAUACUUCUGAUUCAUUGGCCAGACACUAUCAGCAACAACCUACUACUAGAGAGAACAAAACAGAUCCCAGAAAAGGAAGAAAUCAGGAAGAGGCGCUGGAAGUGGAUAGGACACACACUGAGUAAAACACCCAACUGUGUCACAAGACAAGCCCUCACAUGGAAUCUUCAUGGCCAAAGGAAAAGAGGAAGACCAAAGAACACAGUACGCCGGAAAUGAAGAUAGACAUGAGGAAAAUGAACAAUAAUUGGAUGGAACUAGAAGAGAAGGCCCAUGACAGAGUGGACUGGGGAAUGCAGGUCGGCGGCCUAUGCUCCAUUAGAAGUAAUAGGCGUAAGUAAGUAAAGUUUUCCACUGUUCCAGCUAGUGGCUACUGAUAGUCUUGGGCAAGGGCACUGUUAUUUAUCCUCUUUGCAGGCAAGAACGACGCGAAGAUGUCGUAAGACUAUUGGAAUGAUUUAAAGACAUAAUGUGCGGUACUGAUGAUGCACGUAUUUUCGUUAUAUAUUCGGCAGCGACCGAAGUUUCAGCAGUACAGUCUACACACAGUCAUGCCAACAUUGUACUUUGUUCAUUCCAUGCCUUAAGAACAUUUUUCAGGAAGGUAAGUGUUAGCUGUACAAGUUAUUUUCUGUAGUUCCGAAAUCCUGACUACAUCCCGCCCUGUGGUCAUAUUUUGUAUGCAUAUUCUAAAGAUCUAAUUCGUGAAGGUAAGUGUGUGUUUCUUUGUCUCUAAAAGCAUUGUAGACUUAUUUCAAUAUAGCAGCCGGUGGACAAGGAAAUACAUAAUGAACUUGGUUCUUCGUGUGAUGGACAACGUGUCAAUCUUUACAGGGAGUGAUGAUCUGCUAGAGAAGUUCACUAACAACUACCACUCAAUCCAUGCUCUUAGUUAACCUUUGACAAGCAAACUCAUCCGUUCAUGCCUCGAAGCAUUGGAAGACAUAUGCGCACAAGUGGUGAGUCCAAUCGGUGCUAAUGAUGAAGCCACAUCGUCAGAAUCCAUUGUUCUCACUGACUAUAGCUAUGCAUCCUGAUAACAAGUUUUAAAAUUGUAAUCUUUUUAGUUUUACAUAAAUUAAUUUAUAUGGCCAUUAACUUGUUCUUAUAGCGUUACGGCAGGGAGAGUGUAAUGUGCAGUCUUAUGUAGUUGUGAGACAUAGGGAUGUUGAUUGUAACAAUUAUCAGGUUGGCGCACACGCGAUUAGUCCUACAGACCGUUUACCAAAUACUGCAACCCUGAAC